Cladocopium goreaui is the source of this 1132-nucleotide messenger RNA. The record is from the annotation of a GenBank genome assembly. Lineage: Eukaryota; Dinophyceae; Suessiales; Symbiodiniaceae.
AAUGAUGGGGAAGAUCAUCAAAUGAUGGGAAGUCCAAGAGUUUUGAAAAACAUUUUUGGUUUUUGUUGGAGGUCCGAUUCCUGUACAAGGCCACGUGAAGCGUUCCUAACCAACUCUAUGGGUUUGGCUCGAGUCAAAUUCAAGGGGGCGGCUUCUGCGGCUUCGGGACCACUCGGCCACGGCCACCGGUCAUCAUGGUCUUUUUCGUGUACAUAGGUGGUGGUCCAAGGGCCUUGGCCUUUUCAUUCAUGGUCUUCUUCUUGUCCAUGCUGCUGCAACGCCUGUCUUACGAUAGCAUUGACGAGAGCAUGAGCCCAGACAUGGGCAGCAUGGGCGGCAUGGGUUUCUUCGAGGACGAGAGCAUGAGCAGUUUUUACGCUCGUGAGUCACGUGAGCGUCGGAACUCUGAGCGUCGGCAUCGCCGACGACGGCGAGUUCAGGUGCAAAACAGCUUCUGGAAUACCCUUUUGAGCUACGUUUGUGUGGUGACACUGGUCGUGGUGCUGCUUUUUAUGGCUGUGCUGCUCCUGUUUCGUUGCAGGCCCCAUUUGCGACAGCGGCCGGCCGUGCGACGGGUCGAAAACCUCAUCUUCCGAUGGACCAAUUGGAUGGAGGAGUGGAUGCAGGAGCUAGGGCAGAACCAAAGACAGGGAGGACGCGAACGGGUGAGCACUGAGGAGAUUCGGAAGCUUCAAAGAGAAACCUUUGUGGCCGAGGAGCAACUUCAGAAAUGGAGUGUCUCAAGCCUGAAGGAUGAAUUGAAACGACUGCAGCGGCAGGCCGAGAUGCGAAUGGGCUUUGCUGGUGGCAGUGAGACUCGGGAGAUGCAGCAGCUCAUUAAAUCGGGCCUUGGAGUCGAAAAGGCUGAACUGGUCCAAGCAGUUCUCAAGGCUCGGGGAGGUGACUCUGGGAUCAGUUGUGCAGUGUGCUUGUCCAACUACACCAAUGGUGAGGACUUGCGAGUGCUGCCCUGCGGACACAGAUUCCAUUGUGACUGUGUAGACCGCUGGCUCACACAGCAAAGUAGAACCUGCCCACUCUGCAGCAAACGAGUGUGAAAAAGAAUCGGCAAAUAGCCAAAUUGCGGACGUUGCACCAUGUCUUGACAUCAAACUUGGAAGUGCAGUUCAGU